AUGCCGGUGCCAUCCUCCGCGAGUGAGGGCUCUGCGGCUGCUGGCGACUGGGGAUUUUCGGGACCCGUGAAAGGGUUUCCUUCGGCUCAGACAGCUCCGCUGUCGACUCUCGACGUCGCAGCAACAGCGGAACUGAGUCCCGCCCAGGGGGAGCAGUGGGAAGCGCUGUACGCGUCAGUGCAGGACGCGGUGCUCAUGUAUAACGCGCAGUUCGUCUCCGCGCUGGCGGAUGGUUUCCCGCCCGCUGCUGACGUCAUAGCGUCCCUGGACGAGGCCCUGCAGGACCUGGCGAAAGACGUCUACGUGGCAAUGGAUAAGAUGGAAGAGGGAGUAAGCCAACGAGCCUCGCUGUUUCCUAUCCGCGUCUUUGCAAUGUGUGCGUCUCUGGAAGUCUCUCGCUGCCGUAGGCUGUUCCCGAAGCUGCAGGAGGAGGAGGAAGAGGAGGAGGGGCAGCAGCAGCAGAAAAGUGACCACUGUGUAGCAGGGGAAGUGUCAGGUGAAGGGGUUUCUACGGAUGCUCCAGGGGUUUCAACAGAAGUUUCAGGAGAACUAAAAGGUUGGUCUUUCCUUGCCGCUGCUGGCAAUCUCAGGGACCAGCCAGUAUCCGCAGCGCUUCCGCCGUUGGAUGAGGACGAUCUGACGGUUCUGGAGCAGCUGUUGGAGGAGGCGGGGGACGAGAUUCAGGGCCUGUUCCUAAACUGCAAGGGGUCACUGUACGGUCUUGGUGUCACACAUGCUCGUUCCCUCGCCCGUUUUUCUAUCCUGGGGAAGGCACUGAAAGCAGCAAUAGAGGGAGCAACGGAAGCGAGUUUCACUGUGUUAAGGGAUGGACGGGAGGAAGUGAGGUAUUUGGAGAGGAGAGAGGCGGGGGAGAAGGAGGGUGGGGAGAGGAAAGAGGAGGGAGAAGGAAGAGGAGUGGGAGCGAGUGGGAGGGGAUCUGGAUUUGAGUUUGAUACUUCAAAGGUCUCAAGCGGAUGCAGUCAAUCAAACGAGGGAGAGAAGGAGAGGCGGAUAUCGGGGGGAGAGGAAGAGGAAGAAGAGGAAUACGAGGAGGAUGAUGACGACAACUCUGACACUAACGAGAGUGACAAUAUCGAGGAUGACUGUAUUAUAUGGGAUGACGGGCUUCAGGAUAUCAGGGCACUGUUCGCCCCUAAGCAGUCCGUUACGACCCCCUCUGGAAAAUCUCCCUCUGCUUCUUCCACCUCCUCUACCCCCUCAGCAGCAGCACUUACACCCCAAGGGAGACCUGAAGCCACUAGCCCUGUCUUCUCUAACCAGAACCAGCAGAAGCAGCAACACCUGCGAACGCAGUCGGAGGUGAUUCUUGACUCGACUCAGAAGUCACCUAGAGCCGCUAACUCGAUUUUCUCUGACCGGCAACAGCAGAACCACCAGCGGGCCUUCUCAGUCGCUGUAACGCCUAACUUAUCCUCUGACUCGAGUAACCUGACAGCUGACAGCAAGACAUGUGUACCAGGGGCACCCACAGAAGCAGCAGCAUCCAUAGCAGGAACUCCGAAAGGGCCGCGGCUGGGAGCAAGGAUUCUAUUGGAGCGAAUCCGGGACUAUCAAUGGCUGGCGGAAUGGCUAGGGAUUGACCCUGAUGAGCUGCUAAUCCACAAAGUCCUCUCCGUUGUGCCUGUAGGCAUGCUCCUUACUGACCUGGGCGUGCCACGCUCGUUAGAGUCCGGUUUGUUAGAGUCACAGCGCCCGCUGCUGCUGCGGGUGGUGCUGCCUGGGUUCCGGGAGGAGGUGAAGAGGCGGUUGGUGGGUGCAGGGCUGGCGUGGACGGAAGGGAUGUUGAUCAAAACUGUGGUGUUUGAACCGAGGAGGAAUGCUGCUGUGUUCACGACAGGAGGUGGUAGUGCUGCUGCUAGCGGCGGUGCUUCCGGUGCUGCUGCUGAUGCUGCCGGUGCUGGUGGUGGUGGUGGGGAAGCGGGUGCAGCGACUGGUGCUGCUGCAGCUGCAGCAGCAGGAGGAGGGAAAGGAUUGACCAAGAAACCCAGCCACAGCCGAACCAAAAGCGCCGAAGACAUGCAAGAACUAUCCCCGUUUGUGUCACAUGCGGUACAAGAAUCGCUCACAGCAGGCGGCGGGCUUGCAAAACAGAUUCCCCUGGAGGACAUUCUGGCAGCGACAGACUCGUGGAGCCCUGAGAGGAAGCUAGGGGAGGGCGCGUAUGGCACGGUGUUCAAGGGGAUUGUUGGGCGUGGUGGGGAAGGUGGAGAUGGCGAGAUAUGGGCAGUGAAACGGGCGGGCAAUGUGUCGGGGUCUCAUCUGGAGGAAUUUGAGAAGGAGGUGUCAUUCAUGAGUCGCAUGGCCCACCAGCAUCUCGUGCGACUCAUAGGCUUCUGGGCGGAUUGUGACGAGCGAAUUCUCAUCUACGAGUUUAUGCACAAUGGCACGCUCGCCUCCCGUAUCCACCGUGCCGUGGUGCCUGCAUCCCCUACUGGAGAAGCACCGAAGAAGGCGCCCCCUCCCCCUCUCACUUUCGACGAGCGUGUCGCCAUCUCGGUAGGGGCAGCCGAGGGCCUGCGCUACCUGCACGAUUUUGCCCGCCCGCCCGUGAUCCAUCGCGAUAUCAAAUCGGAGAAUAUCCUGCUGGCAGCGGAUCUGCAGGCCAAGGUGGCGGAUUUCGGGCUGCUGAAAACGAAUGACCAGGGUGGGCCCGGGCGGCAUGUGGCGAGAACGAGGCUGAUGGGCACGCCUGGGUAUUGUGAUCCGGAGUAUUCCCGGACUUACAUCGCCACGCCCAAGAGUGACGUGUACAGCUUUGGGGUUGUUCUUCUGGAGCUGGUGACGGGCCGCAGAGCCAUCCUAGCAGAGCCGAGCCAGAAGACAGGGAUGAACCUGGGCAACGUAGCAUCGCUGCUGCAGCGCUCCAAGCGCAAUGCCAAAGCGAGCGCCAUGGAGCCAGGGGCCACAACUACGCUCGUGCAAUGGGCCAUUCCUCUGAUCACAGCAGGCAAGCUCAAAUCCGUAGUUGACCCGGCCCUGGAAAACAACUACCCACCAGGAGGGAUGAAAGCAUUCGCCAAUGUGGCGGUCAUGUGUGUCCAAAAAAGCGCCGCCCAGCGGCCGACCAUGGCUGAGGUGGCAACACGCCUGUCUGCCAUCCAACACAAGGUGCAAGACCUGCACAUUCAGGGGGAAGAGCCCAAGUAUAACUUCCAACCCACUAUCGGAACUGCUGAAGGCCGCCUGAUCACCAUGACUGUGGAGACUGAAGUUAUUUCUCAAGCAGCAUCCCCUUCCUCCAACUACACAGCCACCAUGUCCAGGGAUACGCCGUUCUACUAUGUCUGGCCUGCGACGGAGCCUCUCGUGCAGACUUUCGAGUGGAAGGUCGAUGAGACGCCGGUGUCGAACCUUCCGUUGAUGCUCUGCACAUGUAUAGGCUAUGUCGCGUUCAUUCUAGGGCUGAAAUGGUACCGGACAAAGAACAAGAUGGCACCAGUGAAUCUGGGCUUCCUCCCUGCCAUUCACAACCUGAUCCUGUGCCUCUGGUCCCUGGCGAUGUUCCUGGGAACGAUCCACGCAAUGCUCUUGGAUUCCGAGAUCAACAAGUAUGACACCGGCAUGGGCAAGUAUACGUGGCUUCUCUGUUUCCCGUCAACCGUCAAGCCAGUCGGUUAUCUGUGGUUCUGGAGUUACAUCUACUACCUCAGCAAGUACUACGAGCUCCUGGAUACUGUCAUCCUGGUGCUGAAGAACAAGCCGCUGUCGUUUCUCCACGUGUACCACCAUGCAACCAUCGUCUUCCUCUGCUGGCUGUGGCUAACAAACACGCAGUCUCUCCAGGUCAUCGCCAUCACCAUCAACACAGGGAUCCACGUGAUGAUGUACUUCUACUACUUCAUGCACAGCUUCCCCCCCGCUUACUCUUUCCAUUCUUCCUCUCUUCCACUAUUUUUCCCUUUUCCCGUCUUUCUCUUGGCCCUCUUUCUCUUCCCUCCCCUCGUUCAUUUCCCCCUUCGCCCUCUUUUCCCCCCGUUCUCCUCUCCCCCCGUUCUCUUCUCCCGUUCUCUUAUCCCCUCGUUCUCUUCUCCCGUUCUCUUAUCCCCUCGUUCUCUUCUCCCCGUUCUCUUCUCCCCUCGUUUUCUUCUCUCCUCGUUCUCAUCUCCUCUCUUUCUCUUCCCCCCUCGUUCUCUUCCCCCUCGCUCUCUUCCCCGUUCUCUUCCCCCUCUCGCUCUCUUCCCCGUUCUCUUCCCCCUCGUUCUCUGUAUCUUUCGUUCUCCUCCCCCCUUCUUCUUCCCCUUUUCUCAUUCCUCUUCUCAUUCCGCCUCUUCUCAUUCCCUCUCCACUCUUUAA
Molecule: messenger RNA, 4314 nt
Organism: Closterium sp. NIES-65
Lineage: Eukaryota; Viridiplantae; Streptophyta; Zygnematophyceae; Desmidiales; Closteriaceae
Source: the annotation of a GenBank genome assembly